Molecule: messenger RNA, 1179 nt
Organism: Lodderomyces beijingensis
Lineage: Eukaryota; Fungi; Ascomycota; Pichiomycetes; Serinales; Debaryomycetaceae
Source: the annotation of a GenBank genome assembly
AUGGCAAGGCGGAAAAUCACGUUGGAGGAGGUCGAACGCGACGAAGCACGCGCUGCGUCACUAUCGCAGCACAGGUCCAAAAAAAGACGCACCGUCCCCGACGAGGAGGAGGAGAUUGAGAUCGUGGGGAACGCGACAAGGGCGCCACUGGUGGACUCCAACGGGAGUGGUGGCGGUGGCGCUGGAGAGACGGGCUUAGCGAUGAGACACGAUCUGAACUUGAGUGAAGCGGAUAAACAACACGAGAUCAACCAAGUCGUCAAACUUGUGCUCCAGAAGGAUCUCCGCGGGAGCUUUUUCCGGCGAGAGUAUAUCAAUAGCAGUCUCAGCAAUAAGCGGCUCCGGAAUGAGGUGUUGGUGAGUGAGGCGUGCAAGGUGUUGCAGGAGGUGUAUGGGUUGACCUUGGUUGAGACCCCGGGCAUCAAAGUCAAGCUGGACAACGCCACAGCUAAUAGUGGUGGUGGUGGCAGUGGGAGACGAGCCGCGAGUGCCUCGGCUGCGUCAAAGAAGAAACACCUUGCUCUCGUGAGCAACCUCCUGAAAGAGGCACGCGCGGUCUUGGGGGAGUUGUGGUCACGACAGGUGGAUUCCGCGGUGGACAAACGCAAGAUGAACGAGGCCGGUUUUUUCAUCCCGCGGUACCAUCGGAACAGGAGCUUGCCUGACUCGCUGCACCACUUGGUCAAGACGGGCGUGCUCUUGCUCGUGAUUACAUUGAUCAUCCUCAACGAAAACCACAUCUCGGAACACCAGCUCGUGCGCAACUUGAGAAAAUUUGGCAUCUCCAGCGGCAUCGAUGACAAGAACUCGAAUUACAGCUUGACGGUCUCGGAGUUGCUCAAGGAGUUUGUCCAGCGGGAAAACUUGCUCCGCAAGGAGUUGGGAGGAGGUGAGAAACCGAGCAAUGAAAAGGACAAGAUGUACGAGUAUUCCGUGGGGAGGAGGACGUUGGUGGAGUUUACCCCGCAGAGCAUCUACGAUUACAUCUCGGUGAUUUACGGCGACUCUUUUACUGAUACUAUUGCUGAGCUGACUAUCGUGACUAUCCAGCGUGCCUAUGGGACUACACUUGCGCAAUUUGGCGAUGAUGCUGCUACCGCCAACAACUCGUUGGAGGAUAACAGCCCCGGUGCUGCUGUUUCCAGCGGGUCCGACUCCGAGAUUGAGCUAGUAUCUUGA